Molecule: messenger RNA, 2817 nt
Organism: Vigna unguiculata (cowpea)
Lineage: Eukaryota; Viridiplantae; Streptophyta; Magnoliopsida; Fabales; Fabaceae
Product: C2 domain-containing protein At1g53590-like
Molecular function (GO): lipid binding
Source: RefSeq, a predicted model, not a curated record
GCCUCUUGAUUGGGACAUACUCUAGCAAACUUUACCUUUCACUUUCUCUAACCAUUUUUUUAUUCUUGGAAAUCUUAUUUGCUUUGAGACAAAUUCCUGUAUUUGCAUGUAGUUGUCACAACAGUAGCGUAUCUCCUUCUGGAUUUGAAUAUUCAAUUAUUUAUACCCUUUUGGGGGUGGGGCUAGGCACGGAUUCGGUUUUUUAAUAUACCGGAUUUUGGGUUCCUUCAUGGGCAUGCAUUUGGCAUUUUAUGAGGUUCAGGGUUGGAUUUGGAUCAAUGGGUGUCUAUAAAGUUUGAAACUUUGUUUCUAGGAGUGGUGGUUUCAGUUAAGGGGUGGUUUUGCAGUUUUCUUUUUUUCUUUUUGGGUUGAAGGGGAUGGAUAUGACGGAAAUUUCAAUCUUGCACCAUGUGGGGAUUGUGCUGAUUGCGAUUUGGAUUCUCUCUGCACUCAAUUCGUGCCACUCCGUUGUUUAUUUUGUAGCUUUGAUUUAUCUUUUCCUGGUCCAUGAGCGUUUUGUUACGAGGCUGCGGAAGAAGUUGCAGUUUGAGGAGAGGAAGCAAGCUAAUCAAAGAAGGGUACUUUCAGAUUCUGAAACAGUCCGGUGGUUGAACCAUGCAGUUGAAAACAUAUGGCCUAUAUGUAUGGAACAUAUUGCCUCUCAGAAGAUAUUAUUCCCUAUCAUACCAUGGUUCUUAGAGAAGUACAAACCUUGGACUGCUAAGGAAGCUGUUGUUCAGCACCUAUACCUGGGAAGAAAUCCACCUAUGUUUACUGAAAUCAGGGUUCUUCGCCAGACUGAGGAUGACCACUUGGUUCUGGAGUUAGGAAUGAAUUUUCUUUCUGCUGAUGAUAUGAGUGCAAUACUCGCAGUCAAACUAAGGAAAAGAUUGGGGUUUGGAAUGUGGGCAAAAUUGCACAUUACAGGCAUGCAUAUCGAAGGGAAGAUAUUAGUUGGGGUAAAGUUUCUCCCAACAUGGCCUUUUCUUGGCCGUUUGCGUGUAUGCUUUGUUGAACCUCCAUAUUUUCAAAUGACUGUCAAACCUAUUUUUACUCAUGGGCUUGAUGUGACUGAACUUCCAGGCAUUGCUGGGUGGCUAGAUAAGUUGCUGUCUAUUGCUUUUGAACAGACCCUUGUGGAGCCCAAUAUGCUGGUUGUUGAUGUUGAGAAAUUUGUUUCGCCACAGCAAGAAUGUUGGUUCUCUGUGGAUGAGAUGGAGCCUGUUGCAUAUGCAAAAGUAGAAGUUAUUGAAGCAACUGACAUGAAGCCAUCAGAUCUAAAUGGUUUAGCGGAUCCUUAUGUGAAAGGUCAUAUGGGUGGAUACAGAUUUAGGACAAAAAUACAAAGGAAAACACUUACUCCAAAAUGGCACGAGGAAUUUAAAAUUCCCAUCAUAACAUGGGAGUCUGAUAAUGUGCUAGUUAUUGCAGUUCGUGACAAGGACCAUUUCUAUGAUGAUAUCCUUGGGGACUGUUCUGUGAACAUCAACGACUUUAGGGAUGGACAAAGACACGAUAUAUGGCUGCAACUUGAGAACAUGAAAAUGGGGAGACUGCGUUUGGCAAUAACUAUUCUUGAAGCUAAUGGAAAGGAAAACAUGGAGUUUGAAGUACGAAAAAACUCAUUUGGAGCACAUAACACUGCUGAUAAUAGUUCCCCUUCACAUGUUCCACCUGAAAAUUCUCAGAAGUUGGCAGAUAACUAUGAACCUAUAGACAUUGAAGGACAAAAGGAGACAGGAGUUUGGGUUCAUCACCCAGGAAGUGAAGUUUCCCAAAAGUGGAAGCCUAGGAAAGGGAAGAGUCGGCGCCUUGAUACUGAAAUUCGUGGAGAAUCUAAUGAUUUAGUUGGCAGCGGUAGAUCAACCGAAUCUGGAUCCUUGAACAAUGACAGCAGCAGUUCUGAUAACAAUCCCGAAGAAAAGCACCGGCUGAGAUCGUUCAGGAGGGGUCUGCACAAGAUUGGUUCAGUAUUCCACCGAAAAAGGGGGGAGGAGCCGGUUCAAGAGGACACUCUAUCUCCACGUGAUAACAUUAGGGCAAUGAAUUCUAAGGGGAUGAUUGGUGUGAAGUUUGUGAUGGAUGAGAACAUUUCUGACUUUCCAACUCCUAAGGUUCAGGAAGAAGGGGGUUCGAUUGAAGAGAGUGGUUCUGAAAUCCCUGCAAAGGGAAAUGCGAAGGAUGUUGCAAAGAAUUUUUUGAAACAAGCAGCAGGAAAAUCGGCUCGAGGCUUCAAACAAGUUAUUUCUUGUAAAUCAAGGAAAUCUAAAGAUGAGUCUCAAGCACUUCCAGAAAGGGUAAACGAAUCUGAUUCUUCAGAUGAUGAAUCUCCCAAAGUUGAAAGAAUUUCAGUUGGUUCUGAGGCUAUGGCCCCAGGCAGCAAUGGUUCCCCCAAUUCUAAGGUACAUGUGGUUCAAACAGUUCCUUCUAACACUCAUGAGGACAAUGAAGCCCCAAUGAAUGUAGCUAACGUAAAAGAUGACCCUGAAAAGGCAUCUUCCCCUGAAAGGUCAAGUAAAGAGUUUGUUAAAUCUGAUGAAUUGGAGCAUGUUAAAGAGGAAAUUGUGGGUAGAUAAAAAUUUUGCCACUUUGGUCCUCUGAAGAAUAUGUCUCAAAGAGCAUACUUGGUCCAGCAGUGUGUCUUGUACAGUAAGGUCUUGGGAGUUUUCUAAAAUACUGGCAGAUUUUGAUUGCAGGAACAGUAGUUGUGGUGAUGGAUGUAAACAAGUUUGGGUUUCUGAUGCUGCAGUUUGUAAGCAACUAAGCAUGUAAAAUGAAUAGCUUUACAUAUAUACAAGGAAAAAACAUUUACAAUGA